This is a messenger RNA of Camelina sativa (false flax), 848 nucleotides long. RefSeq lists its product as uncharacterized. Lineage: Eukaryota; Viridiplantae; Streptophyta; Magnoliopsida; Brassicales; Brassicaceae. Gene Ontology annotation, cellular component: cytosol. Gene Ontology annotation, molecular function: magnesium ion binding; hypoxanthine phosphoribosyltransferase activity. Gene Ontology annotation, biological process: hypoxanthine metabolic process; purine ribonucleoside salvage; guanine salvage. The record is from RefSeq and is a predicted model, not a curated record.
UGUACAGUUAACCCUAAAAUCCCAAAUCCUAAGCUUUUGGUGAAGAAGAUGAUGGCGCUAGAGAAGCACAUAGAGAAGGUGCUUUUUAGUGCCGAAGUAAUAGCGGAGCGGGUGGGUCAGCUUGGAUCCGAGAUUACUUCUGAUUUCCCCGGUGAAUCGGAAUCGCCUGUCUUCGUCGGUGUAGCUACUGGUGCUUGCCUCUUCUUGGCCGAUCUCGUCAGACGAAUCGACUUGCCUAUCGCUAUCGAUUUCAUUAGAGCUGAGUCUUAUGGCUCUGGUACUGUCUCUAGUGGAACUCCCAGGAUUUCAUUUGACUUGAAGCUUGACCUCACGGACAAGCAUGUAGUCUUGGUUGAGGACAUUGUGGAUACCGGCAAUACACUCAACUGCUUGAUCGAGCACUUGAAAGCGAAAAAGGCAUCAUCUGUUUCAGUUUGCACUCUACUAGACAAGCCAUCUAGAAGAAAGGUUCAUUUUGAGUUGGUUGGAAAGGGCAAAUUCUACAUUGGUUUUCAAUGUCCAGAUGAAUUUGCCGUGGGCUAUGGCAUGGACUUUGCAGAACAAUACCGCAACCUAUCUUACAUUGGCGUAUUGAAGCCUGAAUAUUACAUGAAUUGAAAAAGUCGGUUCAUCUUAAAAGGAGCUCAUACUUCUAAAAUAUGACUGGGCAACACCAAAGUCAUGACAUCUUUUAUGACUUACCCCUGUAUUACUGUUCAAAGCAACACCAAAGUUAUUCUACACUUUGGUGACAGUGAUUCUGAUGUAAAAGCUAAUGCCAUUUGGUGUAUAUGUUAUAUUAUGAUUCAUGAAUGUCUUGAGCAAGAGCUUCACACAAUUCAUAUUUC